Molecule: messenger RNA, 1179 nt
Organism: Cyclospora cayetanensis
Lineage: Eukaryota; Apicomplexa; Conoidasida; Eucoccidiorida; Eimeriidae
Exons: 1
Coding region: 1-1179 (392 amino acids)
Biological process (GO): retrograde vesicle-mediated transport, Golgi to endoplasmic reticulum
Cellular component (GO): endoplasmic reticulum; SNARE complex
Source: RefSeq, a predicted model, not a curated record
AUGACGGACCGCACUCAGGAGUUCCUAAGCCUCGCCGGUGUAGGGCCCUGGCCCUUCCCUCCCGUGCCUACCCCGCUGUGGGAGGCUCUCAAGGACCAGCUGCCGCUUGAGCAGCAGCAGCUGCAACAGCAGCAGCAGCAGCAGGCUGCAGCCUUAGCGUUCACGUUUCUUGCCGUUGCGUGCAGCUGCCAAAGAGAACUCGAACGCGUGCAGCAAAAGCUGUAUCGACGAGCCACCCGGGGAAGCUCAGGGGCAGCAACAACUCCAGAUAGUGUCGGUGCCUCCCGCGACCAAGGCGUGAGCGUUUCCUCUUCUGAAUCUGUGACGGCGGAGGUGUCUGAGCUGCUGCAGUGCGUGCGGCAGCAGCAGCAGCAGGCGCAGAGGCUGGAGGCUCUGGGGGACGAUGUGAAAGACUUGGUGGCUCUGCAGCUGCUGCGGCAGCAGCAGCUGCUGCAGCCGCACAAGCAGCAAGUGGAGCUGAGGGAUGCGCAGGCCCACAGGCACACAGUGUUAAGGUCUCUGUACACCUCAAUGCAGGAAGCGACAGCCGAGUUGCGGCGACGGGAGAUUGCUGCCCUCAAGCAGCAAAUGGAGUGCACGCAGUAUUUUUCUGCUGCUGCUGCUUUUGGCGGGGGGGGGGGGGCUGUUAGCGGGUCUACUCGUUCCGCCGAGGGGUCUGUUGCACUUACGGCGGGUAUUUCUGCAGCGGAAGCAGCAGCCGCUGCAGAAGCAGCAAUGCGGAUCCAGCAGAAGCGGCAGCAGGCGCAUCUGAGUGAACGGAUGCGGCAGACUGCAGCCGUGGAAGCAGAAGGCCCAGAGCAACAGCAGCAAGAGCAGCAGCAGGAUGUCGAGUUGUUGGCUGACGAACAGCAGCUGGUAGCUACCCUUGCUGUAGACAAUGUUGACGUUGUGGUAUCCAUUCAAAGAAAACUGCAGGAGAUCGUGCAAACAAUGAACGUGUUUGCUCUCAAGGUUGCAGAACAGGCAGAGGCUUGUUACGAGAUAGGGUCGCUAGCUGAUGCGGCGGUAGCCAAUGUGCAAGGUGCAGAGAAGCAGCUAGCCACAGCGCUCAGUAGAAAUUCCAAAUUCAGGAUCUAUAUCGUUUACGCAUUCAUUGCCAUGGGUUUCCUCCUCGUCUUCCUGGACUUCCUCAAGUCCUCAAGCCCCUACCUCGUGUGA